This is a messenger RNA of Penicillium robsamsonii, 285 nucleotides long. RefSeq lists its product as uncharacterized. The record is from RefSeq and is a predicted model, not a curated record. NCBI's taxonomy places the organism in Eukaryota, Fungi, Ascomycota, Eurotiomycetes, Eurotiales, Aspergillaceae. The transcript is spliced from 2 exons. The coding region runs from base 1 to 285 and encodes 94 amino acids.
AUGUCUUACAACAAGCCCACAAGCCCUCCACCCUCCUACCCGGCCCAGGCCCACGACGCCGGCCCCUACUACCCGCCACCGCAAGGCCAAAGCCCCGGCGCCGCGAACGAAUACUACGGUGGCGGCCAGCCCCAACAGCAGGGCUACUACCCACCCCAGCAAGGCUAUGGUCAGCCACAACAACCACAGCAGGGCUAUUACCCCCAGGGCCAGCCAAUGUACUACCCCCCGCAGCAGGGCCAGGGCUACCCCCCCUCAACAACAACAGGGUUACUAUGCCAAUGA